Molecule: messenger RNA, 740 nt
Organism: Sapajus apella (tufted capuchin)
Lineage: Eukaryota; Metazoa; Chordata; Mammalia; Primates; Cebidae
Product: keratin-associated protein 4-3-like
Exons: 2
Cellular component (GO): keratin filament
Source: RefSeq, a predicted model, not a curated record
AUGGUCAGCUCCUGUUGUGGCUCUGUCUGCUCUGACCAGAGCUGUGGUCGAGGUCUCUGCCAGGAGAGCUGCUGCUGCCCCUGCUGCUGCCAGACCACCUGCUGCCGCCAGACCACCUGCUGCCGCCCCAGCUGCUACAUCUCCAGCUGCUGCAGGCCUUCCUCCUGUAUCUCCAGCUGCUGCAAGCCUUCCUGCUGUAUCUCCAGCUGCUACAGACCCAGUUGUUGCCAGACCACCUGCUGCAGGACCACGUGCUGCCGCCCCAGCUGCUGCAGGCCCCAGUGCUGUCAGCCCUCCUGCUGCCACCCGGCUUGCUGCAUUUCUAGCUGCUAUCCUUCCAGCUGCUGUGUGUCCAGCUGCUGCCGCCUCUCCUGUUGCCAGACCACCUGCUGUAGAACAACCUGCUUCCGCCCCAUCUGUUGUGGCAAUUCUUGCUGCUGAACAACCUGCUGCAGGACCACCUGCUGCCGCCCCAGCUGCUGUGUGACCACCUGCUGCCGCCCCAGCUGCUGUGUGUCCAGCUGCUGCAGGCCCCAGUGCUGCCAGUCUCUUUGCUGCUAGCCCAUCUGCUGCCAUACAACCUGCUGCAGGACCACCUGCUGCUGCCCCAGCUGUUGCAUUUCCAGCUGCUGCCAGCCUUUCUGCAGUAUCUCUAGCAGCAGUAGCUCCUCCUGCUGUGGUUCCAGCUGCUGCAGGCCUUCCUGUGCGAUUCCAGUUGCUGCCACUCCAGCUGCUGGUAG